Molecule: messenger RNA, 2043 nt
Organism: Aureobasidium vineae
Lineage: Eukaryota; Fungi; Ascomycota; Dothideomycetes; Dothideales; Saccotheciaceae
Source: the annotation of a GenBank genome assembly
AUGGCCGACUCGUCCAUCGCCUUGGGCGACAUGGUCAAUGUACCCGGCGACAUGUACGGCACUGUCAAGUUUGUCGGGCCCGUCAGGGGCAAGCAGGGCAAAUUUAUCGGUGUCGAACUGGCCAGUGAAUUUGCUGCCAGAGGAAAGAACGACGGCGACGUUGACGGUAUUCGCUACUUCGAUACCGAUAUUCCUGGCGCAGGCAUCUUCCUGCCUGUCCACCGUGCAGAGAAGCGCCAAUCGCCUGCGCGCCCUCGCCCAGCACAUCCUGGCACGCCCACUACGCCCUUACACUACCGCCUGGACUCGUACACUCCUCCGGCAGCCGCCAUGCCCAAGUUCUCUCAAUCCAUGGGCCCUGGUGCCCGUCCUCCCAGUCCCCUCUCGAAGCUCAAAUCCCGCCGGCCAUCACUGCCACGCCCCGAAUCUCCUUUCCGCAAACAACCCAAUCUGGUUCCUACUCCGGCACGCAACUUUUCCAUGAGUCAGAGAUCUGCCGUUCCUCCACGCUUCACCUCAAGUCCUGCACCGCCCCUGUCUACAACUCCUCGCGCUGCUAGUCGAUCUGCCGCUCCUUCGCGUCCGUAUUCACGCACUGGCUCUCGUGUAGGACAUCGCUCAGAAACACAGCGUCCAUCCACCAGCUCUGCCGCUUCGAUUGCUAGACGUUCUCCGUCCCGGCAGGUCACCGUGGAUCAGGAUGGCGAGGUUCAGAGAUUGUUGGCCCAGCUGGAANGCAAAGACAGACAAUUGCAAGAACAAGCUGGAUCACUUGCGGAGAUGGAGACCAGUCUGAAGGAAAUUCAAGAGCUCAUACCUGCCGAUGGCAACGACCAAGACAGUGCUGACGUUUUUGAGCUGCGUCAAGCUGUACACGACAGAGAAGACAAGAUUCAAUCCCUCAUCGACGAGUUCGAUGCUCACCGUGCAGAUUUCCGCAGUACGAUUGACACUCUGGAGCUUGCAUCAGCCGAAACCGAACGUGUCUACGAGGCAAAGAUUGCCGACUUGCUUGCUGAGAUACAAGAAUUGCGCGAGCUCGGUCACAGUCGUGAAGAUGUCGAGAAUGUCGCUCGCCAGCUUAAGGGGUUGGAAGAGCUUGUUGCUGAGCUCGAAGAAGGUCUAGAAGACGCCCGUCGUGGUGAAGCAGAAGCUCGAGGAGAGGUCGAGUUCUUGAGAGGAGAAGUCGAAAGAGGACGUAGCGAGCUGAGACGUGAAAGAGAGAAGGCUGCCAAAGCAUUGCAGGGGGCCAAGGAGGCAGAAGGUCAAACUUCCAGAGACAAGGAUGUCGAGUUGAAGGACGAUGAGAUUAGGGGUCUCAAAGCCAUCAUACACUCUCUCGGUUCUGGACCCGAAGCGAGUCCCAUGGCACGACAAAGCCCUGCAUCUGGACGUUUCGCCGACCCAGAGGAGUUGAAGAGGACUCAGGCAACUGUACAACAACUCGAGCGUGAGAAGUCGGAGCUCCAAGGAUUGAUCGACCGAAAGGCGUUCAGAGAAGAGGAACUGGAGCGCGCAGUCGAGCAACUGAGACGAGCAGCAGAGCAGGAGAGGGACAGUAUCAUGAAUACUGAAGCAGCUGCAGAGGAGAUGCCACGUCAACAUCUGUCGAGAUCGCCCGAGGCCGUCAGAUCUCCUACACAAUACAGAUCACCACGAACGGACGAACAGAGAACGUGGUGCGAAGUAUGCGAUACACCUGGACAUGACAUCUUGACCUGCCCCAACGUUGAAGGUGCUAAUGGUCACGAAUUGAACAAUGGUCAUGAACAUCAAGCGGAGCAUAACGAACCGGAAGACGAACUAUUCAGCCAUAUGCGGAACUUGAACGUCUCUGCAUCUACGAAGGACAGAUAUAACGACAAGCUCGAUGCUCCUGCGCCGCUCUCAUUGAGGAAAACUUUGAGCAACAACAGUAACAAUGCAGAAAAGAGCAAGGAAACUCAUGAUGCACCUGCAGCUGAAACGGACGCUGACAAAUGGUGCGCACUUUGCGAAAAGGAUGGUCAUCUAGCAUUCGACUGUCCUGAUGAGCAGUAUUAG